AACUGUGGAUAGAACGGGGCAGCGACGAGAAGGAACCGGCCGGCAAGCAGAGGGAUCGACGAGUACCCGGCAUACGUUUGUGUGGUGCGCGCUGUCUUCGAGAGAUAGGCUUCCAGUGUCGCUCGAGAACUUGUUCGUCGACGUUUGUUUCCUUGCUCGCUCGUACAAAACGUUUUCUCGUUUUCAUUAAAAUCGGUUGGACUUGUGAAAAAUAAUCAAAAUGACGAUGGCAACGGAAACAGAAAAUACUGGGCCAGAAAGCAAAGAGAUAAAAGAUGUGAAAGAGAUGAAAGAAGCAUUGAAGGACGAAACGCCGCCGGACAAUAAGCAGGAGGAGAAAGAUGCGGCGAAAAAGGAAGAAAAUAAAAAAGAAGAGACCGCUGACGCCGCGGCCGCUACGCCAUCCUCGGCACCGACCAAAGCUAUCAGCGUGCAUAAAACCAACUUCGAGAAGGAUGUUGUUUAUCUAUAUCAGUUCUCCCGAAUACCUCUUUUGCCAUCCAUCUCACCUUAUUGUCUCAAGGUGGAAACAUGGUUGCGACUCAAUGGUAUUAAAUAUGAGAACGUGGACCAUAAGAUGAAAUUCCGUUCCAAGAAAGGCGCGUUACCAUUUGUCGAGCUAAAUGGUGAGGAAAUUGCGGAUAGCACGAUUAUCCUUCGCGAGCUUAGCCAGAAAUUUGGUAAAGAUCUGGACGCCGUUCUUACGUGUGAGCAACGAAGCGUAUCCCACGCAAUGAUAUCGAUGAUUGAAAACCACUUAGUCUGGGUGGUCAUGUGCUGGCGAACUAAGAAUCUUGAUCAGGUUUUUAAGGGUUACAAGGUGAAUCUUCAGCACGUGCUGGGUACUCGUAUCCCCAAUGGCAUUCUCAAUUUCUUUUUCAAACUCACGGUCGGUCGUAAGGGCGCAAAGAAAGUGAAGGCGCAGGGUAUGGGUGUACAUACUCCAGAAGAGGUGUCCCAAUUCGGUUGCGCCGAUCUUAAAGUUCUUUCUGACAUGCUUGCAGACAAGCCUUUCUUCUUUGGAGACGAACCGACUACGUUGGACGUUGUAGCAUUUGCACAUCUUGCCCAAAUUCUCUAUAUCGAUAAAGACACACCAUACAGUCUGCGAGACUAUAUGCAGGAGAAUUGUCCAAACUUGGUGGGACACUGUUCACGCAUGAAGGAACGAUGCUUCCCGGAUUGGGAUGAGAUUUGCUCUACUCUUGAUAUGAAUACUCAUCUACCGAAACCAGAAAAACAGGAGGAGAAGGAGGGCAAGGAAGAUGCAAAGGAAUCGAAGGAAUCAAAGGAAGAAAAAGAGGGUGAUAAAGAAAAGGCGGAUAAAGAAGAGAAAGAAUUGGAGAAAGACAAAGAAGUUGAUGAAAACAAAGAAAAGGAAAAAGAAGGGAAAUAAGUUCUCUUGAAAGACAAAUAAGUCGUUCAGAGAAAGGGAAAAAAAAAGAUUUAAAAUUUGAGAAAAGAAAAUUGAGGGUGUGAUCUGGUAAGAUAUAGAAAAUCUUAGGGGGGAUGGGGGUUGAAAAAGGAAAAAGAAUGAAGAUGGAAGAAAGAAUGCGCGUGUGUAUGUAUGUGUGAAUGUAUUUCGUACGAAUGUUGACAGAAAGAAAUAGAAAAUGAAAGAGAGAGAGGGAGGGAGGAGGAGAGAGGAAGAGGUAUUAGAGAGGAUGAGUGAUAAGAAAGAAGUUAAAAUGUGUGUGAAAGAGCAAACGAGAGAAAUUCGACGUGUGAAAAGAAAGAGGGGUAGGGGGAUUUCAGGUUUAGAGCUCUCUACUUAUACGUAUAGAUAUUAAUAGACUCAUAAUGUUAAAUACUUCGUUUAUAUACGUUCGUAACACGUUAUUACGCCAUUUCUCAUCGACACCCCAGCACACCCGAAUCGAAUAACAAACUUUAUUAUUAUAUUUGACCCAGGGCCCUUUUCCCCCCCUACGAAAAAUAAUACAAGAAAAAUUAAGGAAUGAUAACAGAAUGGGGCUAUCUUAUAAGUCAUUAGAAUAUCGUAGGUUUGCAAUAUAUCAAAUGCAAUAGCCUGACACAUUCAGGUUUGUGAAAGAUCUUCUUCAAUGAAUAGUGGCCAAAAUGAAUGUAUCGUACCGUUGUGCAAAUAGACGUAAACCAUGAUAUGAUUUAUACGAUGCAAUUUAAUGUGAAGAAGCGAAAUCAUUUAUGGUUACGAUAUACGACGUUAGAUAGCGCCCCUGAUACUGAUUCAGGGAGAAGGCGUCUUGCGGUCGCUUCAUACAGCAUUGGCUCUUACUGUGCAAAAUGAGUUACGUACCUAGCGUUUCAGCAACGUACCGUAUAUCACAUUGUGAUCUUCGUUUGAUCGUUUGCUUCUUAGUUAUAUGUGUAUAUGUCGCAUUUUUAUAAUCACUGUACGGUAUUUUUAUGAUUUUUUAUUUUUUUUAUCAUUUUUUUUUUUAUAUAAUUCAAAAUCCAUUCAAAUCACUUUUCAGAGUAUGAUGUCAUAAAUUGCUUUCUAAUGCAUUUGAAUACUCAAAUGAUUUCUGCAAAAAUCGUUUUUUAUGCAACGAUAAUCAGAAGAUUGAAUAUUAAAUUUUCAAAUGCAUUAGAAAGAGACUGUUUUUGUGGUGACUGUUUUUAAUUUUGACUUGUUAUAUAUUUUUUUUAUAUGAUUUGUCUCAAAUAGAAACCAAUUUUCUAACGCGCGUGCGUCAAGUUAUGUAAUUUUUUACGAUUCAUUGACAAUGUCCCUCCGACGAACGAAGUAUCAUUUGCGAUUACGGAUCGGCGGUAAAUGAUGAUAUUUACGAUGAUUUGUAUAUUAUUAGAGAUAUUUGUAUUACAUACAUGCGGAUAUAAUCCAAGUGAUUGUGCCGCUGGAAGCGGAAAUGGCAUUGUCACCGCGUUCUGAAGUCAUUCGGACGCUUUGUUUCUUCUUUUUCUUUCAUCAAAUAAAAAAAAAAAAAAAAAAUAUGAAUAAAAAUAAACUAGAAAAGAGGCACAGGCAAACAUCGAUCUCUUCUGUCUGGGUUUCCUUUCGAUAUUCAAAUGAAAUAAAAAUAAAAAAGAAAAAGAAAAACGAACGAAACGCUGUGCUGCCCCCGUGUGUUAGUUCAACUUUAUUAGAUGACUUUUUUCUUCGGAUGUGUGAGAAAAAAUUUUACAUAACGAAGUAAAAAAAAAAAAAAAAAA
Molecule: messenger RNA, 3156 nt
Organism: Apis dorsata (giant honeybee)
Lineage: Eukaryota; Metazoa; Arthropoda; Insecta; Hymenoptera; Apidae
Gene: fax
Product: failed axon connections
Exons: 4
Coding region: 221-1396 (391 amino acids)
Cellular component (GO): cytoplasm
Source: RefSeq, a predicted model, not a curated record